CAACAUCAUUAAACCCCCAACAAGAAGCCAUGAAGAUGAUUGACUUAAGCACCAACCCACGAAACCCUCUCCAAAUCAUAGACACAACCACAUCCGUGGACUGCACCAAAGACGUACGUUUCCGGCGCUCAUUCCGUUCCUUAAUGGAAUGCAUGAUCCCCACCUGCUGCGCCUUCCAACCCUCCCCGGUCUCCUCCGACUCUGACACCGAGUCUGUUAACGUCUCCUCGACCAUCACUGGCACAUUCUUCGGCCACCGCCGAGGCCGUGUCAGCUUUUGCCUCCAAGACGACACACGCAACUCACCUCUUCUCCUCCUUGACUUUGCCAUCCCCACCGCCCAUCUCGCCCGCGAAAUGCGCCACGGCCUUCUCCGCAUCGCUCUCGAGUGUGACCGUGCCAGCACUCGGUCUCAGACUAACUCCCUUUUCUCCGUGCCUGUCUGGUCCAUGUACUGCAAUGGCAGGAAGGUUGGGUUUGCAGUGAGGAGGCAGAUGAAUGACAGUGAUGUUGCUGUGUUUAAGCUCAUGCAGAAAGUCUCGGUUGGUGCUGGUGUUCUUGAGGGUGAUGUUAUGUAUUUGAGGGCCAGCUUUGAGCGUGUUAUUGGUUCUAUGGAUUCAGAGUCUUUUCAUAUGAUUAAUCCUGUUGGAAGCUCUGGCCAGGAGCUCAGUGUGUUCUUUUUGAGAUCUUAGUAUUUAUGUACAUAUAUUGUUUUAUAUAAUUUCCUUUUUUCUUAAUUUC
This is a messenger RNA of Dioscorea cayenensis subsp. rotundata (Guinea yam), 741 nucleotides long. Its product is annotated as protein MIZU-KUSSEI 1-like. The record is from RefSeq and is a predicted model, not a curated record. The coding region runs from base 30 to 692 and encodes 220 amino acids. NCBI's taxonomy places the organism in Eukaryota, Viridiplantae, Streptophyta, Magnoliopsida, Dioscoreales, Dioscoreaceae. Gene Ontology annotation, biological process: hydrotropism. The transcript has a single exon.